AUGGCUACAGAACGCUGUUUCACUGCCCCCAUCGGAGAGAUCGACCAUUCCGAUCCAAAUUGGAACCGGAGGAAAGAUGCCAUUCCAUCCACCAUCGUGAUAGGGAAAAUGUGGGCAGACAGUGAAGGAUACAGAUUCACCCGCUUGACGGAAGAUCAAGUCCUUGUGGACUUUGAUCAUGAUUCUGCGAGAAAUCCAAUCAAUUGGACUCAUGGGAAGAAAAUGUUCACCGUUCUCACAGCGCUCUUCCUAGUGCUCAACUCUGGGAUAUCGUCCUCUUUACCCAGCAAUGUCGUUCCAGCGAUGAUGCGUGAAUUCAAUGUUACAGGUGACAUGCAGAAGGUUCUCCCCACCGCCGUCUUUCUAAUUGGAUAUGUCGUGGGUCCCUUGUUCUUCAGCCCACUGAGCGAGACAAUCGGGAGGAGACCUGUUCUGCUUGGUAGCUUCACCGUGUUUCUUUUGGGCACGAUAGCGUGUACUUUUGCCCCAAACUGGCCAGCGAUGUUGGUGUUUCGAUUUAUAUGCGGAGCCAUGGGGGCCGCUCCUCAAACCGUAGUAGGUGGAGUCUACGCUGAUAUGUUUGAGACUCCACGUGCUCGGGGCCGAGUCAUGGCAUUUUAUAUGGCGGCGGCGAGCUUUGGUCCAAUUAUUGGUCCCAUUAUUUCCGGGUGCAGCGCGCAGUACGGCUGGCGAUGGACAUUCCGCAUCGACCUCAUCCUUGUCGGCUGUAGCUGGCUUAGUUCGCUUUUCCUGCCAGAGACAUUUAGUCGGGUCAUUGUGAAGAAGCGUGUUGCCAUACUAAACAAGCAGUCAUCGACCCAUAGCUAUGUCUCUCAGCGAGAGCUUCAGAGCACCGCAAUUCAGCGUAGCUUGAAAGAGACCUUGACAAGACCCAUCACCAUGAUGUUCACUGAGCCAAUUAUCCUGUUCAGCGGAAUAUAUUUAGCUUUUGCUUAUGGGCUUAUUUUCUUUUGCUUCCAAGCAUACCCUAUCAUCUUUGAAGGGACCUACGGUUUUGAUGUAAAGCAAACAUCGCUUUGCUAUUUACCCACAUCUUCCGGCAUUGUCUCACUUUACUACGACAUCAUCUAUGAGCGAGCCAAAGCACAAGGGAAAAGAUGGACGACCAUUCCGGAGCUACAGCGACUCCCGGUAGCCUGCAUUGGCGGACCUUGUCUUACCAUUAGCCUCUUUUGGCUAGGAUGGACCGCCAAUCCGCAGAUCUACUGGUUGGUGCCAGUGCUCUCGGGCCUAUUUUUUGGCUUCGGAUACCAGAUAAUCUUCAUUUCGCUGUUGACCUACGUCACAGAUGCGUACAAGAUCUAUUCCGCCAGCGCCCUAGCAGCAUCUGUAAUCACGCGGAGUAUUCUGGGUGCCGUCUUCCCCCUGGCAGCUGAUCCAAUGUAUUCGGCCCUUGGAGUCGGAUGGGGAACAUCGGUCCUGGGCUUUGCAAGCCUGGCUUGCAUUCCCAUUCCGGUGGCCUUCCUCUAUGCUGGAGAGUGGAUUCGCAAGAGAAGCACAUUCUGUCAGCAGCUACUGAAAGAUGAAAGUGCCACAGAAGAUAAUCACGCCACACGCCCUGUGACUCCGGAAGCCGUUUGA
Messenger RNA from Aspergillus tubingensis, 1602 nucleotides. Its product is annotated as putative MFS multidrug transporter. Lineage: Eukaryota; Fungi; Ascomycota; Eurotiomycetes; Eurotiales; Aspergillaceae. Gene Ontology annotation, molecular function: transmembrane transporter activity. The transcript has 7 exons. The record is from RefSeq and is a predicted model, not a curated record. Gene Ontology annotation, biological process: transmembrane transport. Bases 1 to 1602 code for a protein of 533 amino acids.